This is a messenger RNA of Varanus komodoensis (Komodo dragon), 1389 nucleotides long. RefSeq names its product gamma-aminobutyric acid type A receptor subunit alpha5 (gene GABRA5). The transcript has 9 exons. Gene Ontology annotation, cellular component: neuron projection; postsynapse; GABA-A receptor complex. NCBI's taxonomy places the organism in Eukaryota, Metazoa, Chordata, Lepidosauria, Squamata, Varanidae. Gene Ontology annotation, biological process: synaptic transmission, GABAergic; chloride transport; nervous system process. The coding region runs from base 1 to 1389 and encodes 462 amino acids. The record is from RefSeq and is a predicted model, not a curated record. Gene Ontology annotation, molecular function: GABA-A receptor activity; transmitter-gated monoatomic ion channel activity involved in regulation of postsynaptic membrane potential; benzodiazepine receptor activity.
AUGGACAAUGGGAUGUUCUCUGGUUUUAUCAUGAUCAAAAACUGCUUUCUGCUCUGCAUUUCCAUGAGUUUAGCCAGUAAGUUUGGCUUCUCACAAAUGCCAACAGCUUCAGGGAAAUAUGAUACCAAUGAUAACAUCACGAUAUUCACCAGGAUUCUGGAUGGCCUGCUGGAUGGGUAUGAUAACAGGCUUCGCCCAGGCCUGGGAGAAAGAAUAACUGAGGUGAAAACAGACAUCUAUGUCACCAGUUUUGGUCCUGUGUCAGACACUGAAAUGGAAUAUACCAUUGAUGUUUUUUUCCGACAAAGCUGGAAAGAUGAAAGGCUUCGGUUUAAAGGCCCGAUGCAACGUCUGCCUCUGAACAACCUCCUGGCCAGUAAGAUCUGGACUCCAGACACAUUCUUCCAUAAUGGGAAAAAAUCCAUUGCCCACAACAUGACCACUCCCAACAAGCUCCUGCGCCUUGAGGAUGAUGGGACCCUUCUCUACACAAUGAGAUUGACCAUCUCUGCUGAAUGUCCCAUGCAGCUCGAAGACUUUCCCAUGGAUGCCCAUGCUUGUCCAUUAAAAUUUGGAAGCUAUGCUUAUCCCAAUUCUGAAGUGAUUUAUGUGUGGACUCACACCCCGGCAGCAUCUGUUGUAGUAGCCGAAGAUGGUUCAAGGCUUAACCAGUAUCACCUGAUGGGACAAAGUGUAGAUUCUGAAAAUAUCACUACAAGCACAGGUGAAUACACUAUAAUGAGAGCACAUUUCCACCUGAAAAGAAAGAUUGGUUAUUUCGUCAUCCAGACUUAUCUUCCAUGCAUCAUGACUGUGAUCUUGUCUCAAGUAUCAUUUUGGUUAAAUAGAGAAUCUGUCCCUGCUAGAACAGUCUUUGGCGUCACUACUGUGCUUACAAUGACGACACUAAGCAUCAGUGCCCGCAACUCUCUACCAAAAGUGGCCUAUGCCACUGCCAUGGACUGGUUCAUAGCGGUGUGCUAUGCCUUUGUAUUUUCUGCACUGAUUGAAUUUGCUACGGUCAACUAUUUUACCAAAAGAAGCUGGGCCUGGGAUGGCAAGAAGGCUUUGGAGGCUGCAAAAAAGAAGAAAAAAGAGCGUGAAUUACUGGCAAACAAAUCCAUGAACACUUACAACAUUGGAAAGACGACCCCUACAUUAAGCAUACCAAAAGACUCCAGCCCUUCAGUCAUCUCUAACUCAGCACCUGUUCCAGCAAAACCCGUUGAGAAACCUGCUGAAAACAAAAAGACCUAUAACAGCAUCAGUAAGAUUGACAAGAUGUCCCGAAUAGUUUUCCCAGUCCUGUUUGGAACUUUUAACUUAGUUUAUUGGGCCACGUAUUUGAACAGGGAACCUGUUAUUAAAGGUGCUGCUUCUCCAAAAUAA